AAGAAAUCGGAUGCUUCCCAAAAAUUCUGCUAACUAUCAACAGUCUCUUCCUCCUUCCGAGGAAGAAAAACCAAAUGCAUUCUUGAUCAUCCUCCCAAAGAAGUACUCAUUCAUCAAUUCCAUCAAAUCCCAAUCCGCUUGGCUUGUCAUAGCCAUCCUAAUCCAAGCCUUGAUCAUCCUGUUCUUGAUCCGAGAUUCGAACCAGACCUUCCUUCCGAGUUUCAGGGUCAGAAAAACAUGCCCAAAUGGCAUGGUCUUCAUGUAUGAUCUACCUCCAGGAUUCAACAAAGCCCUCCUGGAGAAAUGCCAUGACUUGCACCCUUGGAAAUCCCGGUGCGCUGCGGUUUCCAAUGCCGGUUUUGGCCCGAAAGCCACUAACCUUAACGGAGUUGUACCGGCGCACCUCAUCCCGGCCUGGUACUGGACCGACUUGUACACUGGCGAGGUUAUUUAUCAUGCCAGGAUGUUGAAUUACAAGUGCCGAACGCGCAACCCUAACGAGGCUGCCGCAUUUUACGUGCCAUUUUACGCCGGCCUGGCGAUCGAAAAGUACUUAUGGUUAAACUACACUUGGAAAGACCGGGACCGGCCAUGCGAAAUGGUGUUGGAUUGGCUUCGAGAUCAGCCUUCCUGGAAAAAGCGUAACGGGGCGGAUCAUUUCCUCAUGUUGGGAAGAUUGACGUGGGCAUUCCGGAGGCUGGUGGAUAAAGAUUCCGAAUGGGGCUCGAGUUUUGUCAACAUGCCGUUGAUGAAACACGUCUUGAAGCUCACUGUUGAAAGAAAUCCAUGGGACGAGCUGGAGUUUAGCGUUCCGUGGCCGACUGGAUUCCACCCUAGAUCAAAAUUCGACAUCAUAGCCUGGCAGAGGUACAUUCGAGCUAGGAAACGUAACAGCAUGUUUACCUUUGUGGGCGCGACGCGGAAGAACAUCAAGAAUGACUUCAGAGGUUUACUAAUGGAUUAUUGCAAGAGCCAUCAAUCUGGAUCAAGGCCAUGUAAACUGGUGGAUUGCUCAGUGACAGAAUGCCUGGAUGGGGCGCCGGCGAUUUUGGAAGCAUUCCUGGAUUCAGAUUUUUGUUUGCAGCCAAGAGGGGAUGGUUACACUAGGAGAUCAGUCAUUGAUUGUAUGGUGGCGGGUUCAAUUCCGGUGUUCUUUUGGGAGAAAAGCUUCAAGGGUCAGUAUGAGUGGCAUUUGCCUCUAAAUGCUGAGAGUUAUUCAGUGUUUAUAGAGCAUAAGAAUGUGAGUGAGGGUAGGGUUUCCAUUAAGGAUAAGCUUGAGAGCUUUAGUGAAGUAGAAAUUAGGAAAAUGAGGGAAACUGUCAUUGAUCUUCUCCCAAAGAUUGUGUAUGCAGAUUCAUCAUCAAAUAGUCAUGAGGAGGAUUUUGGGAAUGUGAAAGAUGCUUUUGAUAUCACCCUCGAAAGUGUUUUGAGGAAAGUAUCGGACUUGGAACUCGCAAAGAGAAAUCUUCUUUGAAAGAAGCAAUAUAACCAAUUAAUAUAAACAUGAUUGAGAUCGUACCAAGUUGCUUGAUUCUUCAAAUUUUUCACUGCUGAACGAUGUCAUUAAAUGAAUGAUAGGUAUAGCCAAAUCCUGAUGAUUCUGUGGAUGUUUUAUAAGCAAUUCAAUGGCC
Molecule: messenger RNA, 1631 nt
Organism: Oldenlandia corymbosa var. corymbosa
Lineage: Eukaryota; Viridiplantae; Streptophyta; Magnoliopsida; Gentianales; Rubiaceae
Source: the annotation of a GenBank genome assembly